Messenger RNA from Necator americanus (New World hookworm), 4659 nucleotides. RefSeq lists its product as uncharacterized. The coding region runs from base 1 to 4659 and encodes 1552 amino acids. Gene Ontology annotation, biological process: nuclear-transcribed mRNA catabolic process. NCBI's taxonomy places the organism in Eukaryota, Metazoa, Nematoda, Chromadorea, Rhabditida, Ancylostomatidae. The transcript is spliced from 40 exons. Gene Ontology annotation, molecular function: 5'-3' exonuclease activity; nucleic acid binding. The record is from RefSeq and is a predicted model, not a curated record.
AUGGGUGUGCCCAAGUUUUACAGAUGGAUUUCGGAACGAUAUCCUUGUUUGAGUGAAGUUAUUAGCGACACUGAGAUUCCGGAGUUUGAUAAUCUUUAUCUGGAUAUGAACGGAAUCAUCCACAAUUGUUCUCACCCAAACGAUGACGACGUGCACUUCAGGAUAUCACAAGAGCAAAUAUUCACCGAUAUUUUUGCAUACAUUGAUAAGUUGUUCAAUAUUAUACGUCCGAAGAAAGUAUUCUUCUUGGCGGUUGAUGGUGUUGCUCCAAGAGCUAAAAUGAAUCAACAACGUGCCAGGAGAUUUAUGUCCGCACGUACAGCUGAAGAGCAGAUUCAAGCUCAUUUGCGUAAAGGUGAAGAGUUGCCGGAAGAAAAGAGAUUCGAUUCCAACUGUAUUACUCCAGGCACUCUCUUUAUGGCAGAGCUACAUAGAGAUCUUUCGAAAUGGUUGGGAACUAAAGUGGAGAAAGACCCCGCUUGGCAUGGCAUACGAGUGUAUUUGUCAGGUCAUGAUUGUCCCGGAGAAGGUGAGCACAAGAUAAUGGAUUUUAUCCGCCACGAAAGGACUUUGGAUGGCUAUGAUCCAAACACUCGUCAUUGUAUGUACGGACUAGAUGCAGACUUGCUGAUGCUUGGAAUGUGUUCACAUGAGCCUCACUUUUCUCUCUUACGCGAAGAAGUAAAAUUUAACCGACCACUUCCGAAGAAAAGCGGAGCAGCGCCUCAAAGGACGAACCCUUCGCAGAUUAACUUCCAUCUUCUUCAUCUUUCUCUUCUAAGGGAAUAUCUUUCUUGGGAGUUCCAUCCUCUCAAGGCCUCACUACCUUUUCCUUAUGACGUCGAACGCGUUAUCGAUGACUGGGUUUUAAUGGGGUUCCUUGUUGGAAAUGAUUUCAUUCCUCACUUACCACAUGUUCAUAUUCAUGAUGAUGCACUUCCGCUACUCUAUCAAACCUACAUUCAGGUUCUGCCGACCCUGGAAGGUUAUAUCAAUGAGUCAGGCAUCCUUAACUUACAACGCUUUGAAGUUUUCCUGAAAGCAUUUGCUGCUAACGAUCGGCGACAUUUUUUGCAAACCCUGGAAGACGAAAGUUUUCUUCGUAGUAAGACUGGACGAGACCCGCACGGACUCUUCAACAAAACACAAGAUCUCCAAGAAUUGCAACUGUCGCCAGCUGAGUCCAGUGAUGAUGCUAUAGAUGUUGCCGACAUUUCUUCUGAUGAUGAAGCUGCCUUUAUCAGUAGUGAUGAGGAGGAGAGAAACAGCGAUGAUUUGGAUGAGGAGUUACCCGAUGGAGGUCUCGAAUCAGCUGCUGAGCUGUUGUCUCGUCUAAAUGCCGAUCCUGACGUUGAUGAAGGAGAAAGCGAACUGUGUGAUGCUCUUAUGGCUGCUGAACUGAAGGAAAUGGAUGACAAAGAAUUUGAGAACAAUGUUGAGAGCUGUUGGACAAAGACGGUCAGCAAUUCUUUCCGACGACAUAAACGUCUGUAUUAUCGUGAAAAAAUGGAGUACGCAAACAUUACCAAAUCUGAGCUUCGCGAACAAGCAGAAGGGUACGUGAGAGCGAUACAGUGGAAUUUGCAUUAUUACUACAAGGGAUGUGUGUCAUGGAAUUGGUUUUAUCCUCAUCACUAUUCUCCGUAUAUUUCGGAUGUGGUAGACUUUUCAAAUAUGGAUAUGAGUUUCGAUCUAGGUGAGCCCUUCAAGCCAUUCGAACAGCUGUUAGCUGUGCUUCCUUCUGCCAGUGCUGAUUGCCUUCCAUCGCCGUUCAGGGAUCUUAUGUGUAGUAAAGAGUCUCCCAUUGCUGAUUUCUAUCCGACCGACUUUCGUACUGAUUUAAACGGGAAGAAAAACGACUGGGAAGCUGUAGUACUAAUUCCCUUUAUUGACGAAGCGAGACUUCUUUCUGCAGUGCAGAGUAAGGUAGCGCUACUAACACCAGAGGAGAAUGCACGAAAUUCCAUUGGGAAGAUUCUUCUUUUUAGCUUCAAAGAUAAAGCCGCUGAAAUGAAAACCGCGUUGCCAGUAGACACAUUCCAUUUGGAUCCACAGCAGGUUAUAUGGGGACUGCUCCCAAACGUAAAACUUGACGUCUUUUUCCCAGGGUUUCCCACCAUGAAGCACUUACCUCAUUCCGCAGAGCUCAAACAGGUUAAUGUCAAAGUGUUCCAACAAGAGUCUAAACGACCUUCAAUGGUCCUGACCAUCGUUAAACGAAAGGAGUUAGAAAAGGAGGUGCUGGAUCUAGCAGGAGAUUUGAUCGGCAAGGAAGUCUGCAUCGAUUGGCCAAUUUUAAAGUUGGGAUUGGUGGACUCGCUUUGGGCCGCAGGUAAUAAGUACACACGUCAAAAAACCGGCGAAGUGACUGCAAUUGCUUUGGAUGGCGAUGAACAAGAGGUUAUGAAAUCUGCAUUGUAUGCACAGAAGGAGAGAAUGUUAUCCCGAUUUGCUAUUGAUGUGAAGAACGCUGAUGCGAUCGUAUUUGCGCGUCGAUUCGUUGGAGUGACUUAUUCCUUUGAAAAUGGGUUCCUCCAUCCACAGAAGCAGUGGGCUGGAUCUCAUACCACCGUUCCUGUUCUCUUGCCUAUGGUUGUAACGAACGUUAACAUUGAAAGUGGAACGAGCCUCCGAAAUAUUCCAAUUUCUGAAGCAUAUCCGAAACAUUCGAAGGUCUUCGCCAUGUUACCUUCAUGGGAAGGAUUUGGGUAUCCAGCUCUCGUGGACACCGUGGAUCCAAAAGGUAGAGUGCUACUGACGGUGUCCAUCUGGCCUUCAGUGGAUCUUUCUGCUUUGCGAAGCAGUUAUGAAGCCUUGAGCUUGCAGUGGAUGAACAGCUACGAUGCCGGUCGUAGAAUUGGAGUUGACGGACGUCUAUUAUCACGUAUAACUGGUACAGUAUUUCUUACUAUUGAACGGAAAGCAGAGGAGGAUGGGACUUCAGCGUUGCAAGAAAAAAUUAACAUUGGACUGGCAUUGAAGUUAUCCAAAAGAAAUCAGGAGGUUCCCGACUACACUCGGCGCCUUGAAAACGGAUAUUGGCAGUACUCCACACUUUGUGUACAGCUUCUGAAUAGCUACAGAAACAAAUUCCGCGAUCUAUUUGCUUUUUUGGAAAAAUCACACACCGUUGAUGAUGCAUACUCAGCCAGUGACGUGUGGGCAAAUGAGGAGAAGCGCAAACAGCGUGUAAGUGAUCUAAAAGAAUAUCUUGCUAAUGUUCCUACUAAUGGCGUGGAGAAACAAGAAGGUGGAAAACAGUACGCUGAUCGUCUCAUCAUUGGACAAAUUGAAAAUGCUAUAAACGAAGUCCCAAAGAAACGAUGGGGAUUCCGAAAAUGUGCCAUCAAUCCAGGCGUUCUUUACAGAGCAGAACUCUAUGACGGCAAAUGUUGUGCUGAUCCAGACGCCGAUUUUCAAUUGUUGGAUCGUGUCGUGUACACUAUACAGGGGAGACCUGUUCCUUUUGGCUCACAGGGGACCGUGGUAGGAGUUCUACCAGGCAAAGUGGAUGUAUUAUUUGAUCACGAAUUCAACAACGGUUACAAGAUAAGAGGAACAAUGAACAGUGGUGCUUGUUUACCUAAAACAUCACUCAUAAAUAUCACUUAUGGAAAAGAGAGAAAAGGUCGUCAUGCUGCCGGACUCGAACAGAGGACUGCGAAAUCACUCACGACUGGGAAAGAGACAGUCUCUUCAAAACUGAAGAAGGGCACGCCAGAAACGUUUACAUCUACUUUCGAAGAUGCUCCGUUUUCUUUACUGCCAAGAAAGCCUCAGAAGGAGGAAGCUGUGAAAGUAAGAUCUGCUCAGCCUGCUGAUAUCGCGAUCGCAUCGUCCACCAUUACAACACAUCUUUCUUCUGGACAAACUGUUUCUUCUUCUUUUGGAACUUUACUUCAACUUCCCACUGUGAACACAACUACAGGAGACGGCUCUUGUAUGCCUCUACCGCUCAAUACAGCGCCUAUAUCGAAGGAGCAGAUGGAAGAUGAACUGAAUCGUAUGCUCGGCCUCAAAACAGGAAAAGGAAAAACGCCGAUACCGCCAGUGCUGAGUAGUCUUACUCCUGCUUUGUCGAGUAGUUAUUGCAAUAAUAAACCUGAAACCAGUUCCCCUCCGAAUGCUUUGAAAAAGUUAUUUCCAACAACUCGAAAUCAAAAGGAAAACCCGGAGGUUGUAAAAAAACUGUUUCCUGAAGCAAAGGAGGAUCUUGUAAUGAAAAAAAAUGAAGCUGUAGUUUGCAGUCCCAAUGUACAGCGUGGAGGAGCACCGGCAAACAGGGGAAUUUUCCAGAGAAGACCUCCUCUAAUGCAGAAUCGUCACUAUGUAUCGAAUCCUAUGUUUCAUCCUACCCGACCGCAGCCAUCGAGAUACUCCUUCUUUGGAUCCAGCAGCCAACACAACAGCCCUAAGCUUACGGACUUGAAGCCAUCAUCGGUCAUACUUCCAUGCAGACAACCAGGUCGCAGAAGAUGCGGGAAACAUCCGAAUAAUCUUGUAAAUUCGUCGCUGCAGUCACGAGAGCCAGAUAUGACUCCAGUGAGUAGUGUCUCUUCCACAUCAGCACGAGCUGCCACCAAUACAGUUAAUAAAGAACGUCGUGCGCGUAAAUCCAGACUAGCCCCAAAGUUCGCAGAGACUAAUAGACCCGAGUGA